Messenger RNA from Xenia sp. Carnegie-2017, 998 nucleotides. RefSeq lists its product as uncharacterized. The transcript has 2 exons. The coding region runs from base 111 to 857 and encodes 248 amino acids. NCBI's taxonomy places the organism in Eukaryota, Metazoa, Cnidaria, Anthozoa, Malacalcyonacea, Xeniidae. Gene Ontology annotation, molecular function: oligosaccharide binding. The record is from RefSeq and is a predicted model, not a curated record.
UUAUAAAAAGGGCAUCGUCAUUUAUACUUGCAGCUAGCUGUUCCUCUCGGAAGAAGAUAAGCGACACACGGCUUUGAAAUAGUGAAUUGAGUCGUAAAAAAAAACAAGCAAUGGAAUUAUUUUUUCUGCCUUCCCUACUCUUCACGCUUUUCAUUCUCCAAGUCAACGUUAUGGAGUCAGCUGAUGUUGAGACCCCCAAAAAGUUUGACAUCAGCUCUAAAAGUUGCGUGGAUUAUCUGAGAAAAGGAUACAAAUCUGAUGGUUUUUAUGAUAUUUAUGAUUUUAACACCAACAAAAUCAUUACAGUGUACUGUGACUUGACUUCAGAACCUGGGUCAGCUUGGACGUUGGUCAUGUCUUUUGCGUUGAAGAACAGGUUAACAAAUUCAAUGAAUGCCAGGGCCCUCCUGCAGAACGUCGCAAUAAACGAGCAAUCACCAAACUGGGGGAUCUAUCGUAUGAGCCACUCUCAAAUGAAUUAUCUGAAAUCACAGUCAACUCACUGGAGAGCAACAUGCAGUUAUCCAACAAACAAAGUUGACUAUAGAGAUUAUGUAAGAGCAAAAAUUUCUGAUUUUGAUGUCAUGACCUUUACUGGCAAUGGUAUUUGUAAGAAAGUAGAGUUUGUAAACAUCCGUGGUCAUCAGUGCGCUCAAUGUACGUCGAAAUGGUGGCAAGUAUUGGGUGCAUACGCGGCCCAUAUUGAUAGCUAUGCUACGGGCUGUGAUCUGAAUCCUUCCACUGGUUCUGUGGUUUCAGAAGACAACUUUGGCUUCUACGGUACAACCAAUAAUAAGUUUCGUUGCACAGAAAACCAGUUGUCUACAACCAAUUGGUGGUUUGGAGCCUACAAAUGAUCAAUUGACUAGAAAAAACGUCACACGAAGUUUCAAGUUCAGUCCAGAAUUUUAGUUUUUGAUUAAGACAUCACAUCACGAACAAAUGAUCUCGUGUGUACCUUACUAUAAAAAUAUAUAUUAACAAAUAGUUUUUCAAAA